Messenger RNA from Rubroshorea leprosula, 458 nucleotides. Lineage: Eukaryota; Viridiplantae; Streptophyta; Magnoliopsida; Malvales; Dipterocarpaceae. The record is from the annotation of a GenBank genome assembly.
GAAAGACAAACCCAUUCCCUCUCUCUCUCUCCGAUCGUCGCUGCAACUGCAAUGUCCGGCGUUUGGAUAUUUGACAAGAACGGCGUCGCUCGGUUGAUAUCCAACCCAACCAGAGAAGCAUUCGAACAAAGAGAGCCACCAUACCCCGGCACAGCCACGGCACCAGGGGCCAGACCGCGGGUCCUGGUAUACCUUCCGGCCAACCAAGUGAUUCGGUCCUACUCAGAACUGGAGCAGCGACUGGGCGAGCUAGGGUGGACUCGAUAUCACAACUCGAACCAGCCUGAGCUUCUUCAGUUUCACAAGUCAGAGAACUCAGCCCACCUCCUAUCGCUCCCCAAAGACUUCUCCAACUUUAGGCCGCUGCAUAUGUACGAUAUCGUGGUCAAGAAUCGUACUUUCUUUCAAGUUCGUGAUGGCGCCUCGGUGGAAUAAUAUAAUACAACUCCAUUAUAUUU